Salmo salar (Atlantic salmon) is the source of this 826-nucleotide messenger RNA. NCBI's taxonomy places the organism in Eukaryota, Metazoa, Chordata, Actinopteri, Salmoniformes, Salmonidae. The record is from RefSeq and is a predicted model, not a curated record.
GUGUGUGUGUGUGUGUGUGUGUGUGUGUGUAAGAGAGAGAGAGAGAAAAGCAGGAGGCAGAAGAAGACUGGUGCCUUUCUUUAGCGCUGACGGCGACGGACAGAUAACAAUACCGAAUACGUGGUCGUACCCGAUUCACUCUGCAUUCUGAGUCGCGCCGGGUCAAUAAAAGUUGACUUUUGAAAGACGUAAAAAAAAAAAAUGGGGAUCCGUAAAAAAAGCAACAAGAACCCGCCGGUGUUGAGCCACGAGUUUAUCAUCCAGAACCAUGCAGAUAUUGUUUCCUGUGUUGCUAUGGUGUUCCUCCUCGGGUUGAUGUUUGAGAUCACCUCGCAGGUUGCAGUGCUGUUCAUCACUGUCCAAUACAACGUUACAAUCUCUGCAAACGAGGGCCUGCCAGAGGAGAGCGUGGUGAACCACUUCCACCACGGCCUGAAGGAUGUGGCUACAGUCUUCUUCUACACGCUGGUGGCCAUCAUUAUCCACGCCAUCAUUCAGGAAUAUGUACUGGACAAGAUCAACAGGAAGAUGCACUUCUCUAAGACCAAGCACAGCAAGUUCAACGAGUCGGGCCAGCUCUCUGCCGUCUACCUGUUCUCCUUCGGAUGGGGAACCAGCAUCCUCAUGUCGGUAGGUAGAUGUGUGUGUGUGUGGGGCACAAGCAUCGUUAUAUCAGGACAUGGUUUAAACUGUUUGUUUACGUGUGUGUGUGUGUGUGUGUGUUAGUACAUGGUUUAAACUAUUCGUUUACUGGUGUGUGUGUGUGUGUGAUGUUAAUAGGUGAUUUUUAAAUGGUUUUAAUACUGGACUAUUUGUUUACUGGGUG